AUGAAUAUUUCAGCAGGACCAUCAAGGAUCGAUGAAGAAAUCCAAUUUACAUCAUCUUUUUUGAAGGUGCGUUCAAAUGUAAAAGUACAAACUUUGGAAAAUACCUUACUUAAAUCAAUAAAAGACUACAGAGAUCUCAUAACUGAAUUUGAAGAUAUUUUUAAUGAAUCAGAAUGCUACAGAAAUCAAGUUUUGAUACAAAAAGAGAAAUGUGAAAGUGAAUCCUGUGUUAGCUCUGAGGCACUAAAAAAAGUAAUUGCUGGAAAGGAUGACACUAUUCAGUCCAUUGGAAACAUUUUAAAAGAGUUAAUCGAAAAAAAAGACUUUAAUAUCAUAAAUAAUGCUUUUCGAAUUAUUUAUGGCGAACAGUUCCCACUUCAAAAGGCAAUAUCCCUUGAGGAAAAAGCAAUUCCUAAUUUGGAAAUCUUGAAUAGAAGAAACGUGGAUGAUAACUUCCCAUUGAGUGAUCUAGAUGAAUGUGCUACAACAACGAAAAUAAAUGAUAUAUCAUCUGGCAGGAAGAGUCCAAUAAUUCCAAGUAAAAUACCACGAAACCGGUCUUGUUCAAUAAUAGAAAAAACCAAACCACAAGAAAAAAAGAAGUGUCCAGACUCUUGGCCAACAUCGGAGGAGAAGGCUUUGAAAUUGUUGUGUCCUACACCCGCCAAAGGCAGAUGGAAAGGGAGAUACCGCCAGUCGCGGCUUAGUUUUGUGACGCCCAAAACGGAAACAGCCGUAGACCUCACAUGCUCUAUGAGUGACUGCGAAGGAAACCUAAAGCCAAUAAAAAUGGAGUCGAUUGAAAAUGAUGAUACAAUUCUUCCAUCACCAACCAGUGGACAGAUAAAUUUUACCUCUGUAUACAAAUCAGCUGGAAGGUGCAGUCCUUAUAAACAAAAAAAAUCAUUGUCAACCUUAAAGCCGAAAGGCGACGAAGAAAGUAUUGAAAGCACUAAUAAUAAGGAGAAUAAACCUAGCAAUAAAGAUAUUGAUGUUACAGACAUAGGAAUGGAUGUUUUGAAAGAGUCAAACAGGUGCGAAAGCAGUCAGAGUAAAUCGAAAAAGCCAUCGCCAACGAAGAAACUGAAGACCAAAUGCACCAAGUUCAUAGACGACAACGACGAAAAUAUGCCUAAAGAUGCAACGUUAAAGAACGAAAUGGAGGAAUCAAUUGAUAUCUUAAGACACUUCCCUAAUAGAUUCCUCACCAGCCCAACUAAGCAGCGUAUCGUCACUCCCACCAAAUCGAGAGGAAAUAAUGACGAUGUGGACGAGAGCAUGUCGCUCUUGCAUCGAAUCAAUAAGAUCGAUGACGUCAUGUACAGUCCGAGCAGCCCGAGCAAACGGCCGUUGUCCCAGAGCGAUAUACCGCCUAGCUUGUCAGUGCUGAGGCCUAAUUUCACCGCAAAGGUAGUUAGCGGCGAUGUGAACAAUAAAAGGACGAAACCGGAUUUAGUGGAGCCAAUAUUCAAAGAACCAACAGUGCGAAAGAAAGCUGAAAAGCUAGCCCUACCAGGAUGGAGUUGUGAUGAAUGCAAAGAAUUCUACGCCGAGCUGUACAAAGAUGAUCCGGUGAUGCUGCGCCAGAAGAUGGAGGCGUGCUCCCGCCACAGGGGGCGGCGGGACCCCGCGCGCCCGAAGACCCCGCCAGGGUUCUGGCAGCCCCGCUGGAACGUGCCCACGGACACCGACGACUUCAACCGGCGCAACGACGCCCUC
Iphiclides podalirius (scarce swallowtail) is the source of this 1719-nucleotide messenger RNA. The record is from the annotation of a GenBank genome assembly. NCBI's taxonomy places the organism in Eukaryota, Metazoa, Arthropoda, Insecta, Lepidoptera, Papilionidae.